Messenger RNA from Aspergillus thermomutatus, 1497 nucleotides. RefSeq lists its product as uncharacterized. Gene Ontology annotation, biological process: regulation of DNA-templated transcription. The transcript has 3 exons. Gene Ontology annotation, molecular function: DNA-binding transcription factor activity, RNA polymerase II-specific; zinc ion binding. Bases 1 to 1497 code for a protein of 498 amino acids. The record is from RefSeq and is a predicted model, not a curated record. NCBI's taxonomy places the organism in Eukaryota, Fungi, Ascomycota, Eurotiomycetes, Eurotiales, Aspergillaceae.
AUGGCCCAUCCUUACUACCCCUCAGGGGAUGAGGUCGGUCUUGAUCAACAAUCCAGACAUGAGGCUCAUUCAGUAUCACCUUCAAUUCGACAGGAUGGCCAACAGGAGCUGGUGGAGAGAGGCACGAGUUCCGUGAGUCCUGCUCUAGAGAUCGACGGCAGAAGUCGGAACUCUACCAGGCGCCGUAUCCAAGUCGCAUGCAAUCGAUGUCGCAAAAGGAAGAUCAAAUGCAGCGGGGAUAUUGGUGAUGGACAAGGAUGUUCGAACUGCCAGGCCUCUGGGAAUACGAAUUGCCAGUUCUUAAGGGUCAAUUCAUCAAUGCUCCAGACAAAAGUGGUGGCUGGGUGGCCGUAUGGUUCUCCAUCCCAACGGCUAGGAGUGUAUCCACAUGUGGCCCAAAGGCCUGGACUAGUGUCGACAAACUCCCCCGGUGUGCGGUUUGGGUCCUUCUCGCGACCAUCUGGUUACGAUCUAGGUACAUUCGGCCCUCAGCAUUCAUCUAGCCGACAGCCUUUCAGUCUUGAUCACACGGCCAACUACGAGGAUGAGCCGACUGCAUACAAUCCUCAGUCAUCAUACAUGUUUCCCAGCUCGCAGCAAGGUAUCCUGGCGGACUAUUGUGGGCUUGCAUGGAACACCAAGGCAUGGAAUUCUAACGUCCAGAUCAACAAGGCGCAGAGCGGAGCAGCGUUCCCUACCCAAGAUGCAGAGAACACCAUUACCUCAUCCUCAUAUCCCUUCUUGUUCUCAGGCCAAGGAACUCAAUCGACUGACGUUCCCAUUGUACCAACAAUGGCAUGCACGCCGUCUGAUGGACAAAGCGCCGAUCAGGCGUUACCAAAAGCAUCCGGCCGCAGCCAGCUCCAGAUGGGUAUAUCUUCUCUAAGCGCGACUCCUGAAGCCAUGUCCGGAUUGCUGUUGUCCCCGGAAUAUAGAUAUGGACAUCAUCUAGCCACAAGAGCCUCCAUCUCGAGUAGUGGCCGCCCGAGCAUGCAGCUUGGCUCGAACGGGAACUUUGGUGGUACCCUCUUGAACCAGAAAAGGAAGGCGAGUCAGUCAAGUGCACAGGACAUAAUGUUCGAUUAUCUGCCCAUAACAUCGGCUGGGCCGCCCUCACAUCUUGGCCCCUCUACUGGUACAGCACUCACCACUUUCGAGACGCUUGAUUCAACCGAUGACUUCCAAGCGAGCACAGAAGGCCGAUCAAUAAGAUCAUUUCCCCGGGACAGAGGACGUUUCGUAUCUAUGAUGGGCUGUGGCUCCGAUAUCUACGGAUAUAGCAGCAGUGAAAAGAGCAAGAACCGGUCUGAGACGGGCGAUACUGGAUCCACGGCUACCCUGAUGAACGGCCUUCCCUACACUCGCCCGAGGCAUGCGGAUACUCAUAGCACCAUACCAUUUGACCUCCUCGCAACCGAUGUCUUACCGGAAUAUCGAGCAUCAGCCGAGCUGCAGCGAACAUCCGUCUCAGCUCUGAGUAACCCGGGUGGCUUCUGA